This is a messenger RNA of Dromiciops gliroides (monito del monte), 3697 nucleotides long. RefSeq names its product sorting nexin 10 (gene SNX10). Gene Ontology annotation, molecular function: phosphatidylinositol binding. Gene Ontology annotation, biological process: intracellular protein transport. Bases 634 to 1044 code for a protein of 136 amino acids. The transcript is spliced from 7 exons. The record is from RefSeq and is a predicted model, not a curated record. Lineage: Eukaryota; Metazoa; Chordata; Mammalia; Microbiotheria; Microbiotheriidae.
AGGAUGUGGCCAGCCCCAAGCGCAACCAGCCACUCGCCUGGACUCCGGUGGGCGCUUUCACUACGUUGUCUUCGUUGGCUGAAGGGAAGCCCGCUUAUUUAUUUUCCCUUCAAAGGUUUACGAGGGAACAGAGCGUUAGGAGUUGAGCCUGGCUUACCAACCCACAGAAGCGGCUGGAGCUCGCACCUAGUCAGCUCGAGCCCCGGGAGAGGCUUUCUCUGAGAUCGCCCAAAGGCGAUCGGAAGGGCUGCCGAGGCUCGGGUUACGAUUGGGGCUGGCCCAGGUUGCACAAGCCUGGGCUCUACUUCACCCCGCCCAGCUCGGCCCUCCCAAGGGACUCCCGAGCCCAGCGCGUUCGAGAAAGCCUUCCUGGACCGGGGGUGCGGGCCUCACCGCAGCGCAGCGUUGGACAGCUCUCCGCUCUCUGCGGGGCUGCGUGGGAGCCCGCAGACCCUCCCCGCGCGUCCGUCCGCAGCCUGCCAGUCUCCGUGCUCGGCCCCGCACGAGGAAACCAGAAGCCAUUCCCAUUGACGCUGAAGAUGUUUCCGGAGGAGAAGAAAAAGGAGUUUGUGAGCGUCUGGGUCCGGGAUCCUCGCAUUCAGAAGGAAGACUAUUGGCACUCCUACAUCGACUAUGAGAUAUGCAUCCACACAACUUCCUGAACUUCCUUCUAAAAACCUGUUUUUCAACAUCAAUAAUCGUCAGCACGUUGACCAGCGGCGUCAAGGCCUGGAAGAAUUUCUGAGAAAGAUCCUACAAGAUGCCCUUUUGCUCUCGGACAGCAGACUUCACCUCUUUUUACAGAGCCACUUAAGUUCUGAAGAUAUUGAGGCUUGUGUUUCUGGACAGACAAGUUAUUCUGUAACUGAAGCAAUUCAUAAGUUUGCUUCCUCAAACAGACGUUUCCCUGAAGAAGAUGAGGAAGGGAAAAAAGACAAUUCUCUAGAGUGUGGCUCAGAAAGUUCAUCCUCCGGGCUUGGUCACAGUUCUGAAGACAGCAGUCCACAUGGAUGUAAAACAAACCCAGCUCUUCAAGAAUCCUGAAAAAUAAUUUUUGUUACUAUCUUAGUAAUAGGAAAUUAUGCCCAUGUCAUAAAGACAUGGUUGGUUCACAAUAGUACCUCCCUAUGUAAAGUACUUCUGUCAGGGUGACAUGAUUGGUAGUGUAUUCUCAAAGCUGUGCUCCCCCCCCCAUUUUAUUUUUUUUAAAGUUCAUUAAUGGUUCCCAGUUCAGGGUUUUAUGUUAUCUUAUUUUGGUUAAGGCAGAGGAGAAGGAAAAUUCUCUUUGCUGUGACUCAGUAAAAUGGCUAAUACUGAAUUUUCAAGAUAAGAAUCAUUUGAUAAAUGAGGUCCUGAUCCAAUAGGAAAUAAUUUAUGUUAAUAUAUAGGUGUGAAUUUAAACUUGUGUGUAUUAUGUAAAACCUCUGGUUUUGUUCAAUGAAAAAAUCCACUUGGUACAUUAACACCAUUUAAAACCAUGCAAGAUAUUGCAUUUUCCCUACAUUAACAUGUCACUUUAAACAGAGUUUUGAAGCCUGUCAUAGGAUUUUGUAGGCCAUCUUCUAGCAAGCACCAUACCCCGUUGCAAUGCAUUAAUGAGAUAUGCUGAUAUUAUGUGGCUCCAUCCCCUACACAGGGAAAGACUGGAAUGUUGGUUGUGCAUGUGGCUGACUCAGGACUAGCUGGGACUGCUCAGUUUUCUAGUCUGUUGUUUAGGGUGCACACAGAUGUUACACACAGGUUAGGAACACAGACCAGUAUUAAAAUAAUUUUUCCUCAGGAGUGCAAAUUCAAAUAAAUAUGGCGACUAAUGUCUCUUCAGACCUAGCCAAACAUCAGCCUAAGCCUCAAGUCUGGAGGGCCUUAACCUUUGCUUUUGUCAUGCAUUUGGCAGCCAGAGAUUCAGUUAUAUUUUUUUCCAAAAUAUAUCAUUUCUUCGCUUGAAAUUUCUCAGUGUUUUUAGUGGUUGUUAAUUUCUUUACUAAAUGGAUUAAAAACAAGACUAAAGGUAAUGUUUACCAAAAAGUAUUCUGCUAGUUUAGGAAAUAAGAUUAACUAAUUGAAUAUGCAUUAAAAAAAAAAGUUGCAUCGAUUCCUUUACCUAACCCUUUAAGGCUACACUUGAGAAAUGUUGCAGUCUGGUAAAAUAUAGCCUUAGAUAACUUUCUGUUGACAGAGCACUUUAAUAAGAUAAUUAUCCAAAUUUCUUCCUUGUCCAGUUGCACAAAGUAAUCUGUUUCCAUUCGGACAACCUGGUAGGAAGAUAUUUAGGAAGAAAUGGAGGUAACUUGUUGCUUCUUUUGGCUGUUUGUCCUGGAGGCUAGUGGACGAUGUUUGUAAAAGGCAGUUAAUUUUGGGAGUAUUUUUGUCAUUCUAUUAUUAAUAAACUUCUUAACGUAGGUCAAAGGAUUGUACUGAAAUAACAGCACAAAACAAAACAAAAAACGCAAGACAAGAAUUAUUCUCUCAAUUUUGCUGUCUUGCUUGCUUACUUGGUCUAAACUCUUAUUAGAUUUUGCUUAGGAUCUUGAUUUAGUAUGUGAGGCCUGUUACUGCAUCAUGGGAGAGCCAUUAAUUGAAAACAGGGGAAAAAAAACUCCAAGAUUUAAGAGUUUUUCUAAUCACCCUGGUAACUGGGUGGGGGUAAGGGAAGAAGGAGGGUUGGCUUGCCGUCUAGGUAUCAGAUUUAUUUAUUUAUUUUUCUUAGCAAUACAUAUUUGAAUUUACAAUCACUAUUUCACUUCUAGAAUAUUUUUAGAAAACAUGUGAUCAGCCAUUCAUUUUAAUGUUAUUUUUAGAUCUUGUAACAUAAAUAUCCAAAUGUCUACCUUGUAAUUUGUUCCUUAAGAUUCUGUGGAUUUUUGUUUCUAAAUUAAACGUGAAGAAAUCUAGUCUGGCCUGUUUGGUUUAUUUCUGAGGAGAAAAAAUAAUUUUUUUCAUUGAGAUCUUUCUUUAUUUUUAUUGCCUUUUCAAAUUAUCUAAAGAAUGUUGGCAAAUUGAAUUUAGUUUUCCCAAUUGGUCCUUGCACAGGUAAAGUUUAGGGAUAUUAUUUUUGGUUUGGUUGUUCUGAUUUCCAAAUACAGAUCUACAAAUAACAUUUCCUGCCAGUCUAGUGAAUAUCUAUGUAAGAUACAAAUUCUGUUCUGUUGAAAUUAACCUCUUUCUGAGGACCCUCCUACCCCCAAUUUCCCUGCUUUGUUCAAAUCUUCCUUAGCAUCCUUACUUACCUGGAUCAAUUUCAUAGAAACCUUUCUAUGGAGACAAAAACACUUAGGGCAACUUAUGGAGAAUAAUUGCUAUUCAGUGAUUUUUAUUUUUUUUUAAUUUUAUUUAAAAAUAAACACAAAAAAAGCCAAAUGUCAAGUCAGUAAAAAUGUUUUAUGGUUUGCUACGAAUAGUAGUGCCUAGCUAUUAUUAACUUGGAUAUUUUAGAUUUUUUUAAAAAGGCAAUACUUCCCUCCGGUUCCCCACCCUUCCUUUUUAAUUGAUUUAUGUGGAACUUGAAGGUUUCCACCAUGAAAUUCAAAGACCUGUUACCUUAUUCAAAAGUCCUACCUUUAGAAAAAUAAUAAAUAUUCUUCUUUAAAAUGUUCUGCUUUUAAAAUUGCUACCAAAAGGAAAGUGUUACAAGGAAGUCACUUGGUAUUUUUAAGCGCACAAGCAUUUAUAAGUAAUGUUCCUUUAAAAAAGGUCUCGC